AACAAGAACCCGAUGACGUCGUCACGGGGACGGUUGGUGCUGGUGGUGGAACCGACUCAGUGAAGAAAAGAAAUGGCGAUGCUCGGAGGCUUUAGCGCAGCACCUCACAAGAAGAACGCCUCGGACGGGAGCAACGACGUGUCCGAAUUCGUCUGUCCAGUUUGCCUCGAAAUAUUCGACAGUCCCGUGACAACACAGUGUGGACAUACGUUUUGCCACAGUUGUUUGCAGGAAUGUCUGCGUCCACAGAAACCCGUGUGUGCUGUAUGUCGAGGCGCUCCAGGCCACUGGACUAGAGCUGCUCAACUCGAGGCACUCAUUCAAUCUUCUGUGGCAGCCUGUAAGGGAUGUGGCACACAGGUUGGGCUUUCUAAGAUGAGAAGCCACACAGCUGCCUGUUCAAAAUACCAGGAGUACAUUGAGGAGGGAGUCAGGACAACUGCCCAGAGCCAGCCUGCCAUCGUCAGUUCAGUGCCAAAUCGCUACACCUUCACCUGCCCCUACUGUAACUGCCAGAACCUCGACCAGGACGGCCUGGUUGAACAUUGCACUUCCCAACAUGCUCGAGAUGCACGCCAAGUGGUGUGCCCCAUCUGUGCCUCGAUGCCUUGGGGGGAUCCUAACUACAGGAGUGCUGACUUUUUCCAGCACCUGAAGAUCAGACACACUUUCUCCUAUGAUACAUUUGUUGAUUAUUCCACAGAUGAGCACACAAUGAUUCAGGAGGCUUUACAGCGCUCCCUUAUGGACCACUGAAGUGUGAAAAACAAUCCACCGGUGGAGGGAAUCCAGUGAAAUGAAGGGAUGAUGGUCUUGAAAAGACAGAAACACACAGUGUCAUCAUUCAUCUAGAAUGGGGAUGGUGGUACUGACUUACUAUGGGUAAUUAUUUUUCAUAGGGAACUGGUAUCGUAACUAUGAAUAUAUAGGUUUAUUAUUCUGAAAAUGAAUCACGCAAUAUGGUUACAAAAAAAAAAAACAUAUUGUACUGUUUGAUUUAGGAGUAAUACUGUGUUUCUGGUGUGAUAAUCACUUAUCUUCCCCUCCCCCCAGCUGAGUCUGUAGACUGGAUAGUUUGUUAGGUAUCUGCUAAACUAUGUUUAAGCUGUUUGUUUAUCAAUGACAAAGUGUCAUCUAGCAACAAAACAUCCGAACCUGUGAUUUAAAAAUUCUGCAUUGUCAAUACUUGAUGUUAUGAGAGGGUCUAACCACUAGGUGGCUACCUAUUGCCAGCAGACAACAAACUUCACUCGGUGAAGUCUACAAGUAACAGAAACAUAUUAUACUAAUUCUACUCGCAUGUUUAUGCAAAAGGUUAAAAAAGGUAAAGGGACUUUUAUUUCUUUUUUUUUAUUUCUUUUUUGACCACAGUUUUUCAGCAGAUGGGGGGAAAAAACUGUCUUUUCAGUGCUGUUUUUGAUUGAAGCGCGUGUGUUUGUGUAUUAGAGUGUGGCUGGGUGUGUUCAUUCUGUUUUGACAGAUCUACUGGUAAGAAUAAACAAUGAGGGUCAAACACAGCCAGAGAUGGCAUUUUUGCUUUUUUGUGAUGUUUCUCCCUUAUGUCUUUGUGCCUGCUGGUAGAUCUUGUUUUCAAACUUCCAGAACUCAUAGGGCUAAUACAGUAGUUCAUUCAGUGAAUCUACAGAUGCAAGUAUUUAAAAAAAAAAAAAAAAAAAAAAAGUCAGUGUGUUUGGGUUAAUUUGGUCACUUUCAUGUGAGAAUUUAUUUGCAUGUGUCUAAACCACAAGAGGGCAGUAGAGUUCUACAUUUCUGUGACAACAUGACAACAGCUGGUUCUUGCAGGACAUAAUUGAAGACAGAUUUCAUUCUAUAAAUGUGCUUUACCCAGUGCUUUGUUCUCCACUUUUUGGUUUUGUUUUAAUAUACAAAAACACUGGUAUUUGAAUAUUUAGGUUUUUGGUAGGGUUAUUUGUCAUUGUUAAAACAAAAUAACCACAAUUUCAGUUUAUGCAGCUGAUGAAGUGACAUGACAAAAGACUUUAAAUGUAACUUAUUGAUGUGUGUUUCUCAUGCCCAGUGUCUUAGAUGGUCUUUACUAAAAACACUCCAGUUUCUUGUGGCUAUCACUUUCUCCUUUACUUCAGCGGCUUUGAAACAUAAAGAUACAUGGUCAUUUAUUUGUAUGCUUCCAAAAAGACGGCAUGUGCAGUUAGGAAAAAAAAAAAAAAAAUCAGUACAACUUUGCUUGAUCUUCUUUUUACUGGAUGUUUUUGGUUUUCUGUUUGUGUGUUUUUUGUCUUUAUUUGCAAUUUUGUUAUUUUUACAUUAAUGAUUCUUUCAAGUUAGUUGUAAGAUUACCCACACAGAACAGUAGAACAGGCUCGUUUGUCUUCUGCCAACAGGUAAAUAACAAAAAUCUUAACACAGCAGAUUAAGUAGCUCUAAAGCAGAACCUCAAUGCCUUCUCACCUAGUCUUUGGUUCCACUUAGAACUAGAUUUUUUUUUUUUUUUUCUGUCUUGUGCAAUGUAUAAUAAUUUUGUAUAUGUUUCUUCUAAUGUUUAAUGACCUCUUCCUCUUUCGUUUUCUCUUUUUUUUUUCUUUUUUUUUUUUCCUCUCAAUAUAUCUCUCAUUCUCUUCUGUCAGCCCUACUGUCAGCAGGUGCUAAAUCCUGAUAAAUUAAAGCUCUUUAAUUAUUUAAACCCUGGCCCCAGAAAUCAGGUGCAGUGAUUUAUACCUGUGUGUAUGAGACAUGCGGGGGAAGAAACAACACUCGGUGCUGAUGGAUGACCACUGUGUGCGUGUUUGUGUGUGUGAGCGAGAGGAUUUAAACAGAAAGCACUGUUCACAGCGCUGCGAAAACCAGACGUGCCCAGUUGUCAUAAUCUGGCUAUGAGCAAAAGCUGUGUAUUAGUGGAGGGGAAAGAAACUGUGGAUGAAGGAAGGCAAGCUUUCUGCAAACCUUUGUUCGUACAUUCGAAAUCAAGCCAGGGUCGUGUUCGAACCACAAAGAUCUCGCAGCGUGGUUUUUACAUGUAUGUGUAACUUCAUGAUGAAACUCUGGCUCUUCAGUGUACAUUGUCCUCGGAGAGAGAAAACCCUCUCAUCUCUAUUCUUUCCUCCCUUUUUUGUUUCUUUCAUCUGUAAUUACUGUAGCUAAAUGAUAUUACAGCUUUACACCUAGCUCUACAGAGAAUCUCACCCACCAAACUUCUUGAUGUCACCCCCCCCCCUCGUUCUUAUCCUUUCUUCUCGUUACGUUUCCCCCAAUCAGGUUUUUGCUCCUGGCAGAUAGAGGAGUGAUGUUAGCUGUGAGAGAACUAACGAGAUACUCGAGUGCUUCUGGGCAGGAAGGAAGUCGAGCUCAAAAACAUGGCAGGGAGAAGUCUUUCUUGUCUGUUUGGUGGCGCAGCUUAAAAGGGAGAGGGGGGCCAAGGUGGGGAAUAGGAAUAGGAAGAAAGAGAGGGGAAAAAGGGAAGAGAAGUGAACACAUUGAAUAAAAAUUUCAUAAAGUUCAGUGUGUGGUUUCUUUGAUGCGAGCAGUAGAUGGUGCGUACAGUCUGCAGGCUCUGUAGAGGCAGCAAUUAAUGCUACAUGUGCCCAAAGGCAAACUGUGUGAGAGGCGUGGGGACGGUGGGUCGUUUUAUUAUGUGUGUCGUACCAUCACCACCACUAUACCCGAGACACCUCUUUGCUGUCUUUUGUUUUCAUUCACUGUAUUGUAAACCUCUUUCACCUGAACACUGAUUAAAAAAAAUCUCUCCUGAA
Oreochromis aureus is the source of this 3728-nucleotide messenger RNA. RefSeq names its product ring finger protein 114 (gene rnf114). Gene Ontology annotation, molecular function: ubiquitin protein ligase activity; metal ion binding. The transcript is spliced from 6 exons. The record is from RefSeq and is a predicted model, not a curated record. Bases 73 to 756 code for a protein of 227 amino acids. Lineage: Eukaryota; Metazoa; Chordata; Actinopteri; Cichliformes; Cichlidae. Gene Ontology annotation, biological process: ubiquitin-dependent protein catabolic process; protein polyubiquitination.